Molecule: messenger RNA, 855 nt
Organism: Lodderomyces elongisporus
Lineage: Eukaryota; Fungi; Ascomycota; Pichiomycetes; Serinales; Debaryomycetaceae
Product: Rpl7p
Exons: 1
Coding region: 1-855 (284 amino acids)
Biological process (GO): maturation of LSU-rRNA from tricistronic rRNA transcript (SSU-rRNA, 5.8S rRNA, LSU-rRNA)
Cellular component (GO): cytosolic large ribosomal subunit
Molecular function (GO): structural constituent of ribosome; RNA binding
Source: RefSeq, a predicted model, not a curated record
AUGGCUGUUUUAAACUCAAACCCAGAGAUCCUCUUACGAAAACGUAAGAAUGCUGAUCGCAAGAGAUUGGAAAAACAAGAACAAAUCCGUGACAAGAUUGCAGCUGCAAAAAAGUUGAAGUUGCAGCAAAAGAAGAAGAAAUUUAUCCGUGCUGAAACAUUACUAAGUAAUCAAAAAUCCAAUGAAAUCGAGCGCAAGAGGAUAAAGAAUAUUUCCAAGAAAUUGAAGAAGCUGAAUGAAACCGAGUCGAUCAGCGAAGGAGGAGGAAAAGUUAAGGACCAAGGCGAUUACAAACUCUUGUUCCUUAUAAGAAUUCCCAACCAUACAAAGGGGCUCAAGAUUCCCAAAAAGGCAUUUCAAGUGCUACAAGUAUUGAAAUUAACAGAGUCAAAUACCGGUGUUUUCAUCAAGGCCAAUAGCUCAACAAUCAAGUUAUUGGGUCUUAUUGCGCCAUAUGUGAUUAUUGGUCAACCUUCAAUAUUGUCAAUUAGAAAAUUGUUUCAAAAAAGAGCUCGUUUCAAGACAAUUGAGCAAGACGAAGAGACCAAGGAAGAUGUGGAAAAAGUUGUCAAGUUGGACAACAACAAGGUAGUGGAGGACAAGUUUGAAGAUGACGGAAUGAUUUGUAUUGAGGACUUGAUCCAUGAAAUAGUCACAAUGGGUCCAAAUUUCCUUAAGAUUACUGGAUGGUUGGAACCAUUCAAAUUAAACCAGCCUGUUCACGGCUGGGGCCCUCAAGCAAAGUUGGCCAGGUUAAUCUAUGAUAAUGACCACAAGGUUUCUAUUUCAUUAGCUCAGGAUUAUAAGCUUCAAGAGGUGGAGGAUAUCGACCUGGUAAUUGAUCAACAGAACUAG